GGAUGGGUUACAGUUCGUCUUGUAAAUAUUCUACAGGACUCACAGUUCAGGUGACACUUCAACAUGAAGAAACAUGUGAAAUUCCUUGAGAACAACAGCAACAAAAGUGGUCUGUACCAUAAAACGUCUUUAUUGCCAUUAAGGUCUUCUGGGCUCAACCAUGUGGAUGGUGACAAAACAAACCCAAAAUUUGGACAUGGAAUGCAGAAAGCAACUGUUAAAGUGGCAGAACAGAAUCGUGACAUGAGAACUAUUCAGAUCCCGAAGACCAUGACUGCUGCUCCAUUUUUACAGCAUCCAGGCUUGACACCAGGACAGAAGCGCUUUCUGUACAGUAUUGCAGAGGCCUACAGCACGGAUCAAAUGCGGCAGCUAAUAUGUCAACAUUACAUGAAUGUAUUACACCGGUGUAUCAGGACAGACUUGAAAGUAAAUGUGAAACAGCCGAGGUCAAUAUACGCCCCAGAAGUGGAAUACAUCACAAACCCUCAAACUACAACUUGCAAGACAAAAGAAAGUGGAAAGAGAUAUUUGACUGCAGAAAAAGUCAAGAAAACAACUUUCCCAAAAAUCAUCGAUCAUCAAAGAGUGUCUAUGAGAUUGCAAAAAUCGAUUACAGUACAAUCAAGAACAAGAAGAAUGAAAAGUAAGACUACUUUGGCAAAACAUGCCCCUUUACAGGGAUCACACCUAUCGGAUGUUGACAUGGAAUGGGAAGUGACUGAUGUGGAUACUUAUCUCUCUGGACAAAUGAGCGGCCUGGCUUUCAAUGAUUCGAGGAAGAGGACUUCCUAUUCCCUAUCUAAAAUACGUUUGAUAUAUGCUUUACAAAUUGAUGAAAAUUCACACACACCUAAGAAUUAUAAUGCAGUUCUAAGUGAAAGGCUGAUCCAUACAUUUUAA
This is a messenger RNA of Xyrauchen texanus (razorback sucker), 903 nucleotides long. RefSeq lists its product as uncharacterized. The transcript has 7 exons. Bases 64 to 903 code for a protein of 279 amino acids. NCBI's taxonomy places the organism in Eukaryota, Metazoa, Chordata, Actinopteri, Cypriniformes, Catostomidae. The record is from RefSeq and is a predicted model, not a curated record.